Messenger RNA from Penicillium angulare, 1149 nucleotides. Its product is annotated as putative malic acid transport protein. The transcript is spliced from 2 exons. Gene Ontology annotation, molecular function: sulfite transmembrane transporter activity. The coding region runs from base 1 to 1149 and encodes 382 amino acids. Lineage: Eukaryota; Fungi; Ascomycota; Eurotiomycetes; Eurotiales; Aspergillaceae. Gene Ontology annotation, biological process: transmembrane transport; sulfite transmembrane transport. The record is from RefSeq and is a predicted model, not a curated record. Gene Ontology annotation, cellular component: plasma membrane.
AUGUCGACACGCCCCGAUCGUCAACCUCUGCAACCUCCCGACAGACCGCUGUCCCUUGCAAUAUGGAACUUCACCUCGCAAUGGCUUCUCAUUCCGCAAGGAACUGGCAUCAUAUGUGUCAUUAUCGCUCGGCUACACUACCAAUUUAAUGGAUUACAGACUCUGGCCAAGAUUGUCUGGAUCUACACAAUCGUACUUUUCGGGUUGUGUCUAUUCUUUUACCUGCUGCGCAUACUCCUAUACCCAAAAGAUGUGCGACAUCAGCUCCGUACGAACUUGAUCGAGACAUCCUGCCUCUCAUGCACUCCCAUCGCCUAUACCUCUAUCCUUCAGUUAGCCAUUCUUCAGUAUGGCGACCGCGCAGGACUAGCGAUCUAUAUCCUCUGGUGGACCGAUACCGCAAUGGCAAUCAUCGUUUCCCUCGGAAUACCUUACAUCCAACUCAAAAUUCAAGCGCCAGGGGUCCAGAAGCUACCGCCCGUUGUGCUUCUCCCUUUCGUCGCCGUAUUGACAUCCGCUGCCGGCGGAGGAGCAAUAUGUCGGCAAAACCACGUCAGUGCGCGCUUACAAGUCCCGGUUAUUAUAGUGAGCUAUCUCGAAGUCGGAAUCGGGCUCGCAGUUACGACAGGAUUCAAUGUCAUCAUUAUGUUUCAGCAUUUCAACCAGGUCCACUCCGCCGCCGAUAAAGUCUUUCAGGAUAUGAUCAUCUGUGGCCCAUUGGGGCAGGGCGCGUUUGCCCUACAAGUCCUUGGAGAGGCGGCUCAGGGCAGUUUUGGGGCGUAUAAGCGAGGCACGUUCUUAACAGACAAGGCUGCAGAUACGAUUGGGUUCACGAGCCAAUUUCUCGGUCUUCUAACCUGGGGCUAUGGAAUUUUCUGGUGGAGCUUCGCUAUUCUUAGCAUAUGUCAUACUUUGGGCGUCUUCACAAAUGCGGCUGUGGUAUUCGGAAGGAUUAUGGAUUCACCCGCUUUUUACGUGAUCUCAACUGCUCACCUGUUGAUCCUCCUAGUGAUGUGGCUAGUCAACCAAAUUCUGACUCUCAGGGGGAUUAUCACCGGUCGCAUGCUCGGUUUAGAACAAGGCCGGAGAAGAAAAGGCGCUUUUCACACCGCUAGGGCUAGGGACCUAGCGGAGAACAAAGGUGUCUAG